This is a messenger RNA of Penicillium canescens, 1554 nucleotides long. RefSeq names its product 6-phosphogluconate dehydrogenase, decarboxylating. Lineage: Eukaryota; Fungi; Ascomycota; Eurotiomycetes; Eurotiales; Aspergillaceae. The transcript has a single exon. The record is from RefSeq and is a predicted model, not a curated record. Gene Ontology annotation, cellular component: cytosol. Bases 1 to 1554 code for a protein of 517 amino acids. Gene Ontology annotation, molecular function: NADP binding; phosphogluconate dehydrogenase (decarboxylating) activity. Gene Ontology annotation, biological process: pentose-phosphate shunt; pentose-phosphate shunt, oxidative branch.
AUGCCGCCUGCCAGCUCCCACAAGGGCAUCAAAAGUAUCGGCGUUGUCGGAGCCGGCAACAUGGGCUCCAUGAUGACCCUCCGCUUCGCCGAGCUAGGCCUUGAAGUCUCAGUAUGGGAUGUUGUGAAAAAGAACGUCGACCAAGUCAUGGACUACGCAAAGAGAGACCACAACAUAAAAGGCAAAGUCCAGGGCUUCUACGACAUCAAUGAAUUCACCAAGAGCCUCGAGGGCAAGUCUGACCGGAAGCUGUUCAUGUUCUCUAUCACCCACGGUUCACCUGCAGAUGAAGUUCUUCAGAUGAUCAAGCCCGAUCUCACACACGGUGAUAUCAUCCUCGACGGCGGAAAUGAGAAUUACCGCAGAACCGAGCGUCGUCAGAGAGAGUGCGAGGCUAUUGGCGUCACCUGGAUUGGAAUGGGUGUUUCAGGUGGAUAUCAAUCUGCUCGACGGGGACCGAGUUUGUCCCCUGGUGGUGAUGCCAAGGCACUUGAGCUUGUCAUGCCUUUCUUGGAGUCGUACGCUGCGAAGGAUCCGAAGACUGGUAUGCCGUGCGUAAAGCGGAUGGGACCCGGUGGCUCUGGGCAUUUCAUCAAGAUGGUCCACAAUGGAAUUGAGGGUGGAAUGCUCUCUACUCUUGCGGAAGCUUGGUCUUACAUGCAUGAUGGACUUGGCAUGGAGCAUAGCAAGAUUGGAGAUGUGUUCGCCAAGUGGAAUUCGUCUGGUGAAUUGCGAAACAACUUCCUCGUUCAUAUUGGCGACAAGAUUCUUCAUACUAGGAGAACUGCGCAGGGCGACUACAAGGGUGAAGGUGCCAGUCGUGACGAUGGAUAUGUGAUCGACGAUGUGCUUGACAAGGUUGUUCAGGAUGAUGACAACACUGAAGGUACACCACUUUGGUGUCUUAUGGAGUCUGCUUCUCGUCAUGUAUCCUGUCCCACACUAGCGGCUGCUCAUUACCUGCGGAUCUCCAGUGGCAAUCGACUGGAAAGAGUGCGUGCUGCCAAGAAGUUAGAGAUGCCCAUGCCGAAACCAAUUGAGGGAACACGUGAUCAUACCGAAAUCAUUGAGAACCUGCGCCAAGCUGUGUACUGUUCCUUCCUGGCGUCGUUCUGUCAGGGCCUGGAGUUGAUUUCUCGUGCUUCAAUUGACGAGGGUUGGAACGUCAAGUUGGGAGACUGUCUCCAGAUCUGGCGUGCUGGGUGUAUCAUCCAGUCUGACCACAUUGCGGAUCUACUGCAGCCAGCGCUUGCAGCUAACAAUGAACUCACGAAUGCCAAGUUUGUUGAUUCUGUUGCGCAUGAGUUGCACCAGAGCUUCCGUGGUUUGAAGGAAAUUGUUAUGGAAGGAACAUAUUCUGAUCAGUAUAUUCCGGCGCUUUCGGCGACCUUGGAGUAUCUCAAGUAUGAGGGUGGAUUGUGUCUGCCAACCAAGUUCAUGGAGGCUCAGAUGGAUUACUUUGGUGCUCACAGUUACAACAAGCCAGGUAUUCCAGGUGAGGAUCCCGGCCCUGUUCAUAAGGGUCCUCAUCAUUAUGAGUGGCUGCCGGCGUGA